AUGUGCUCUGUUUUCCCGUCGGAAAUUAUCUUGAACGCGUGCCACUCCGACAGCGGAGAAGGGAUGAUUCUCCCCAGUAUCCCCAGUUUAACCCCGCCUUCGAAUUUGAUCAACGAGGCGUGGCCCGACGGUGACGAGAUCUUGACUGGUGCCUGUCUCACCGUCAGCCAAGGGAUGAUGAUUAAAACAGAAACCCCAAGCGUGAACCAGAAACUCCAGGUGUUGGAUCAAUUUUGA
Messenger RNA from Linum trigynum, 237 nucleotides. Lineage: Eukaryota; Viridiplantae; Streptophyta; Magnoliopsida; Malpighiales; Linaceae. The record is from the annotation of a GenBank genome assembly.